Molecule: messenger RNA, 102 nt
Organism: Haemonchus placei
Lineage: Eukaryota; Metazoa; Nematoda; Chromadorea; Rhabditida; Trichostrongylidae
Source: the annotation of a GenBank genome assembly
AUGGGAACGAACGUAAGGCUUUGUUCCCAAUGCAGUUUUUAUGGUUCAAUGUCAGGUUCAGCGCUGUUUUAUUCUCUUCCGUGCUUUGUCCAUAGGCAUUGA